This is a messenger RNA of Lodderomyces pseudojiufengensis, 1725 nucleotides long. RefSeq lists its product as uncharacterized. Gene Ontology annotation, molecular function: RNA polymerase II cis-regulatory region sequence-specific DNA binding; DNA-binding transcription factor activity, RNA polymerase II-specific; zinc ion binding. Gene Ontology annotation, biological process: negative regulation of transcription by RNA polymerase II; positive regulation of transcription by RNA polymerase II. The record is from RefSeq and is a predicted model, not a curated record. Lineage: Eukaryota; Fungi; Ascomycota; Pichiomycetes; Serinales; Debaryomycetaceae. Bases 1 to 1725 code for a protein of 574 amino acids. The transcript has a single exon.
AUGUCAAUUAUUUCAAAUUUACCAAAUUCAAUACUAGAAUCAGCUAUAAGUUCAACUUCAACUUCUUAUAAAACAUCUCCUUUAUCUUCAGAAGAUAAUAAUUUUCAACAAAUUUCAAAUUUUAAUAAUAAUAAUAAUACAAAUCAAAAGAUGCAAUCUCAACAAAAGCAUCAACAAAAUAAUAUCAAUACACCAACUAACAACCAUACAUUCAAUGAUACUACUAAAACUCCUACCAAUACUAACUCCAAAAAUUUCCUAACAAAUUCAAAUCAAGAUCAACCACCAUCUAUAUAUGAUUUAAUAUCAGAUAAUGAUAAUGCAUCAAUGGAUAUUUUUAAAAUGUAUCAACAUAAAAGUUAUCUACCUCAUAAUGAAAGAAUUUCAAAUAUUGCAUGGAGAAUUCAAAAUAAAAAAAUUUUAACUAAUAAAAAUAAUAAUAUUACUAACACCAGGAUAUCAAUACAAAAUUCAAGAAAUAGAUCUUUAUCAAAUGGAGGAAUUAAUAAACCUCAAUCAACACAAUCUAAUAAACCAUCUCCACCUUUUAAAUCAAAAUUUAAUACACCUUCCAAUAAUCAAAUUUCAUCAUCAUCAAUAGAUAAUAACCAAAAUACUUCAUUAACUGAUCCAAAUUUAGAUGAUUUUGAUUAUGUUGCACAUAUAAGAAGAAUAAGUCAAGAAGAAUAUAAACAAGAUUUAAAUGAUUCAAAAAUGAAUAAUACUACACCAAAUGAUAAUUCAAAUUUAUUAUCAUCAUAUAUAAAUAAUUUAGAAUCAAAUUUUAAACAUCCACAAUUUAAAUCAAAUUUAAAUUAUAAUAAUCAAUCAACUACAUCAGUUUCAACAAUGAAUAAAAAGCCAUCAACAACAACUAAUAUAUCAUCAUCAUCAACAAACAAUUCAAAUAGCUCUGUCAAAAAAAUCUUACAAUGUACAAAUUGUGAAACUAAAACUACUCCAUUAUGGAGAAAAUCAAAUAAUGGGGAUUUAUUAUGUAAUGCAUGUGGAUUAUUCUUUAAAUUACAUGGAGUUUUAAGACCUUUAAAUCAUAAUAAUAAUCACAACAAUAACAACAACAACAAUAAUUUAAAAAAGAAAAUUAAAAAUGAUAAAAUGAUUGGUAAUUCAAAUAUAAAUUUAUUAUCUAGUGAUUUUAAUAAUAAUAGCAGUAAAUCAUCACCACAACAUCGUCAACAAAGUCAAUCACCUAUGAAUCAUCAACAAUUUAAUUCACCUCAUCAACCUCAUUCACAACACUUUCCACAUCCUCAACAACCUCAUCAUCAACAACAACAAUCACAACCACAACCGCAACAACAAAUUCAUCUACAACAACAAGAAUCACAAAAUCAAGAUGAAAUAGAUAAAUUAUUAAAUUUAAAUCUAUUUCAAUCAGAUUUUUCAAAUGGUAAUAACUUAAAUAAUAGUGAAAUUUUAUUUCAAGAUAAUUUUUUAUCAAUUGAAAAUAAUUCAACUAAUCCAGAGCAUAAUUUUCCUCAACAAUUGUUUAAUCAUCAUCAACCACCGCAUCAGAAUAUGAAUCAACAAAUGAAUCAACAACAUCAACAUCAUGAUGAAAUGGAUUUAUUAGAUCCUAAUGGAUUACCUCCAUCAAAUGCUAUAGUUAGUGAUCAAAAUCAUAAUCAUCAAAUAUUGAAUGGUCAUGGUGGUGAUAAUAAUAAUAAUAGUAAUUCAGAUAAUUGGAAUUGGUUACAAUUUUAA